Messenger RNA from Bursaphelenchus xylophilus (pine wood nematode), 3045 nucleotides. Lineage: Eukaryota; Metazoa; Nematoda; Chromadorea; Rhabditida; Aphelenchoididae. The record is from the annotation of a GenBank genome assembly.
AUGGCGAUGGGAACACAAAGCUGCGUUUUUCUCGCUCUUCUAUGCCGUAAGUCAAGUUCGUCUCCGAUGUAGAGUCAACAUCUUUUCAGUAGUCGCGCACGGAAGUGAAUGUCCAACGCCGGAAGGAAACGUUUGCGACUUGAACGUGUACAAAUGCUGUGACCUUCGGUUCCGCGAGCAUAUAGGAAUCUCACCCAGCACUUGCCGUAGGUUACGAAACAAUUCUCAUCAUUCGCUUAGCUGGUGAAACCAUCGACGAACCGCAAUGCAUUCAGCAGGCACUGAACCUCGGUUUAUAUGGCUACGGCCGUGAAGGGGUGAACAAAGUUUGCGAGUAAGUCGGCAGCGGUUUUGUGAAAUGACUAGCUUUAGCACCACGUAUAACGUUUUGAUCCGGGUUGUUCGUAAAACUGUUGAAAGCAAUGUUUUUUCAGCGCCUACAACGAGUUCCGCUCCUGUCUUGGAAGCAGUUUGCGUUCAUGCACUACCGCCUACUAUCAUCUCAAAAAUGGACAUCCGAUCUGGCGCUCAAAGGGACUUCAAGCCCUGUACAGCGGCAUGAAUUUCAUCUGCGGUCCCGGCUUAGAGAGUAUGUAAAAAUAUAAGGGAAGUGCUUCAAAUGCGACCCUUAGAUUUUGAUGAAAAUUGGCUUAACUUUGGAAUAAUUUUUUCUUUAUAUUAUAAUUGCAAAAUUUUUGCGAGAAUCCUAACUCGCGCUUUGCAGCAAACAACCGAGAUUUUUAGAUCAAAAAUUGGCAAAAAUGCGGUACUUUUUGUUGAAUUUCGACCCGUAAAGUUUCGCACAUAUACUCCCCGCCAAAAGUUUUGACCCCCCUUCUAACUCGGCCCAAAGUGUACCAAUUUGGACCAAAUUUGGUACGUAGUUUACUGACAACCUAGUAGUAAAAAAUAUCAUAGUAGGACAAACCAAUUAGCUAUAUUUCAAAAUCCAGGGACAAUUUUCAAAAAUCACCUCGAAAAAACGGGACAAAAGUUUUGACCCCCCUGCAAAAAAUUAAAUAUCGCCAGCGGAUGUAGCCCGAACCUUUUACAAUCGAUGCCCCAUACCUGAAUACAAAUUAAUAAAUGCUUUUUCGUUGAAUGCUUUGUUGCAUUUGAGGGUGCAACGCGUUAAACUGAUUUUGAUGUAGAGCUGCCCAAAAUGGUAAAAAUCUUGUACUGGCGCUUUCCAAAAGUUUCAAAUUAUGUUCACAUCAUGUGAUUUUGACGUGUUAUAACCUGCAUUAAUCUUUUCCUUUCGAAAAAAGUCCAUGAUGGCCUAGCGGUAUCGAUUCGGCCGAUAUCCAGUUGUCAUGGUCAGCCUUGGUGAGCCAUUUUCUCUUUGACUAAAGGUCUAGAUAGGGUCGCUAGGUCCUCAAUCUAAUCCUGAUACUCCUAUUUACUCUCAGCAUAGACAAAGGUUUCGAUUUGACACAUUUUGGAAUGGGUUUCAUUCACCUCAAUCUUAAGUUUGCCGUUACUGUAGAUGCCCCCGAGUACGAUGCCAUCCCCACCGCCCAUUUGGCGUUCCAUACGUCUCAAAUGAGUAUGGCGGGUGCUGUAGCGUCCUAAAUUACCUGGCCCAUCAAGUAAAAACCGUUUUUGGUCGCAAAAAAUCCAUUUGAAAAAAGCGGGUUUUUCUUUAAGGUGCAGAUCGGUAAAGUUGCAUCUACAAACCAUUUGGGAUCGUGUCAGCGGGGGUUUAUUCUUGUUCUGAGAGUAGACACAAGUCUCAGGAUUAGAUUGAGGACCUAGCGACCCUAUCUAGACCUUUAGUCAAAGAGAAAAUGGCUCACCAAGGCUGACCAUGACAACUGGAUAUCGACCGAAUCGAUACCGCUAGGCCAUCAUGGACUUUUUUCGAAAGGAAAAGAUUAAUGCAGGUUAUAACACGUCAAAAUCACAUGAUGUGAACAUAAUUUGAAACUUUUGGAAAGCGCCAGUACAAGAUUUUUACCAUUUUGGGCAGCUCUACAUCAAAAUCAGUUUAACGCGUUGCAUCCUCAAAUGCAACGAAGCAUUCAACGAAAAAGCAUUUAUUAAUUUGUAUUUAGGUAUGGGGCAUCGAUUGUAAAAGGUUCGGGCUACAUCCGCUGGCGAUAUUUAAUUUUUUUACAGGGGGGUCAAAACUUUUGUCCCGUUUUUUCGAGGUGAUUUUUGAAAAUUGUCCCUGGAUUUUGAAAUACAGCUCAAUGGUUUGUCCUACUAUGAUAUUUUUUACUACUAGGUUGUCAGUAAACUACGUAUCAAAUUUGGUCCAAAUUGGUACACUUUGGGCCGAGUUAGAAGGGGGGUCAAAACUUUUGGCGGGGAGUAUAACAUAUUUCUACAAGAGAGGGUAUUUUUGGGAUGCUUCUUUUUGUUGACCUAAAAAUGCUACCAAAAAAAACAAAUUGUCCCCUUGCAGCUCUUUUGGUCAACGACCGUUGUGUGACAGAAGCUUACCGGGAACACGUGUCUGACCUGCACCAUUGCACCCAAACAUUCGAAAACAACGUUCGAAAAGACCAUCCGCAUGCCUGCACGUGAGUUGACAUACUCUCUUACAGUGGGGGAGCCUUAUCCAGUGGCAAAAAAAGUAGCAUUUUGCAUCCGGGAAGUAUCAAAAAUGUGGCAAAAUGUUUCCCUCUCCAAGUGAAAAAAAUCCGAUUUCGAAAGCGUGCGCGCUCUUUUUGUGAGGGAAAGGGCGCGCCCUUCAAAACGAAAUUUUUUUUUCACUUGGAGGGGGAGGCAUUUUGCCACAUUUCUGAUACUUCCCGGAUACAAAAUGGUCGUUUUUUGCCACCCACUGGAUCAGGUUCUCCACUGUAUUUCAAAAAAUCCUCUUCAAUUUGAACAGCUAACAUUUAUAGCUACGAGCGAGAGCUGACUGGAUGCUAUGAGCUGGUUUAUCGGCGUGCUUGCAACGCCGAAGUAGCGUGGUGGUCUUGCGAACAUCAGCGCAGCUAUGCAAGCGGUUUCCUUCCUCAAUGUGAUGCUCCGUGCACCAGCCACCAGGGCCGCGGAGGACGACUCACCGCCGCGUUAAACACCACCGCCUUUUAA